Molecule: messenger RNA, 765 nt
Organism: Sinocyclocheilus anshuiensis
Lineage: Eukaryota; Metazoa; Chordata; Actinopteri; Cypriniformes; Cyprinidae
Product: alpha-2A adrenergic receptor-like
Exons: 1
Coding region: 1-699 (232 amino acids)
Biological process (GO): G protein-coupled receptor signaling pathway
Cellular component (GO): plasma membrane
Molecular function (GO): epinephrine binding; alpha2-adrenergic receptor activity
Source: RefSeq, a predicted model, not a curated record
AUGAAGAAGGAAGAGGGGAACACCUGCAAAAUCAACGAAGAAAAAUGGUACAUCGUUUCCUCUUCCAUUGGCUCGUUUUUCCUGCCUUGCAUCAUCAUGGUCCUCGUGUAUGUCCGAAUUUACCAGAUCGCCAAGAAGAGAACCAGAGCGCCACCUGGGGACCGGAUGAUAAAGGAAGCGGGCAAGAAGGAGAACGAUCUGGAGAGGGAUCCCCAUGAGAAGCUCAACGGGAAUCCAAACCCUAAACUGGACGACAAAGGUGAGAUAAAUGGCAUGGACUUGGAGGAAUCGUCCUCCUCGGACCACAAUGUCUCCAACCCUUGCUCUCUCAAGAAGAAGAGCUCAAAAGGAAAGACUAAGCGGAGCCAAAUCAAACCGGGGGACGGCGACAAGCGCGAGGUCCUUCAGACCACCAAGACCAGCAGGUGGAAGGGCCGCCAAAACCGGGAAAAGCGCUUCACGUUCGUCUUAGCGGUGGUCAUAGGUGUGUUCGUCAUCUGCUGGUUCCCGUUUUUCUUCACCUACACGUUGACGGCGUUUUGCGAAAGAUGCGUGCCAGAAACGCUUUUCAAGUUUUUCUUCUGGUUUGGCUACUGCAACAGCUCCCUCAAUCCCAUUAUAUACACCAUCUUCAAUAAUGACUUCCGAAGAUCCUUCAAGAAGAUCCUCUGCCGGAGAGAUAACAGGAGAGUGGUGUGAAUUGGGUUGCUGUUUUUUUUCCCUUUCCUUUAUCCAAUGUAAUAUAUCACCUGGCGUUUAUGGGAA